Molecule: messenger RNA, 3033 nt
Organism: Octopus sinensis (East Asian common octopus)
Lineage: Eukaryota; Metazoa; Mollusca; Cephalopoda; Octopoda; Octopodidae
Exons: 2
Coding region: 1024-2964 (646 amino acids)
Source: RefSeq, a predicted model, not a curated record
CACACCAUCAACACCAAAAACUAGCAGUACGAUUGCUUUCCUCCUCCCCCCCCCCAGCCUCUCUAAUAACCGGCUUAGUCAUAUAACUGAAGCUGCAAGCGGAGGAUGACAAGAGAAGCUAAUAUACCCUCACCGAGACACCAUCAUCAUAUCUUGUUUUCGGAAUUAAAUACCACUGGAUGAGAAACAAGACAAAGCUACGAGAAAAUCAGUGAGAGACCCUAUAUAUAUAUAUACACUCACUCACUCACAAACACGCACACACACACACACACGCAGACAUACACACACACACACACACAACACACACACACACAUACACACACACACGCACGCACACACACACACACACGUACAGAAAUAUAUUCUAUGAAACUGAACCAAAUUUUUUCGAAACGAAGAUGUGGAUACGGAAGCACAAACGUUGCAUCGAUUUCUUUGACUGAUACCAUUCCAUGUGCCUUCUAUCUGACUGACAUUGCAACAUGCAAGUGUGGAGAACGAGAAUAUUUUCAAAAGAGGUAGCAGACAGCUGUAAUCACACCAAUGAACUGCAAUUCCUCCAAAUAGCCUGGAAACGAAAGGAAAAUACGAACGAGGAAUAUUUCCAGAAAGAAAUGAGGCUGCGAUCGGUCCUAUAACAUUCCUCCUCUACAUUAAAAGAAAACGGAGAAAAGAGUAUAUUCAGGAAGCUGCCAUAAAUAUGGUGCUAUGAACUAUAUUUUUCUGGGUGUUUAUUGUUGUUGUUUUUUUUACAAGUACAGCAUUUCCCUCAGCUGCUGAACACGUUGUACAGUAACAUUCUUCCAUCUUUUCACCAACUUGCCUCAAUCAAGGUCAGUUUCAUCAUUACCCCCAUCCACUACCUGCCCAGUGAAUAAAUUUGAAUUUUUAUUGAAAACUGCUGCCAUUCCUCGAUUCUUCAGUGACAUUUCAGCUGGGCUAUGCUAUGAUUCUCAUUUCCUUUGUUCAUUUUUUUAAUUAUUCAUAUUGAUCAGCUGUGCUAUAGUUACCUUCCCUAAAAUGUUCAUUUGCAAAAUGAAUAACCGAUGUACUAAGAGGAUCGGUAUCUCCCUUAUCCUACUGAUUGUAAUUUAUUCAGCAUAUUCGGUAUUGAAAUUCCCUGACCCUCAAUUUAUGAAGAGCGAUAUUGACGUUAAAUGUCACUUACCAAACAUUGACCCUUACGAUAAAGCUAUUAUUAAUUAUGUAUUCCACCCAGAACCGUUGCAUUGCUCUCUCAAAGCCGACUUAACCUUCUUUAAUAAGAAGGGUUUACUACAACUUAAUGAAACGGCUGCCAAAGAAUCUGGUUUCUCUAUAGCAACAUUAAACUGUAGUUACCAGGGUGUGUAUCGAACUCACAAAGACGAUGAUCAUGUGGAUUUCAAGAAACCAGUUUGGAUUCAAUUACCUGCUGAUGUACCUGAAGAUUUUUUCCUUAUCAUCUGCCAAGACAUUAACCGGCGCUCAUUUACCCAUCUUCAUGCUCAUGUUUCGCAGAAAACCUUUCAGAAAAUGAAACUACCCUCUCACUGUCCCCAAGCACCAUACAAUGUUUUAAUUUUUGGGAUUGAUUCUCUUUCAAGAUUAAAUGCAUUAAGGAAACUUCCCAAAACAUAUAAAUAUUUAACUGAAACUCUGGGAGGCUUUGCCUUUAAAGGCUACACUAAAGUCGGUGAAAAUACAUUCCCAAACUUGAUACCAUUACUGACAGGGAAAUACACAUACGAACUUCAUAAAACCCCAGUGGGAAGCAAUUUUUUUGACGGCUACCCAUUGUUGUGGAAGAAUUUUUCAAAAUGCCAGUAUGCUACAAUGUUUUCGGAGGAUGCACCCAUCAUUUCUUUAUUCAAUUACCUCGAUAAGGGAUUUCUUAAACAACCAACUGACCACUACAUGCGGCCAUUUUGGUUAUCUUUUGAGUCUGUUCAUCCAGUAAAAACCAUGUUGGGUCCUGUGUGGCUUGCUUUGGAAAAUAAAAGAGUCCGUCUGGGAAAAGUUUCAAACUUAUGCCAUGGUGGUAGUCCAAAACAUAUGUUAAUAGUAAAUUAUUUCCUCAGUUUCAUUCGCCGUUACUAUCACCAAAUGCCUCUCUUUGGACUUUCCUGGAUCACGGAAAUCAGUCAUGAUUAUUUAAACAUGAUUGAAGUAGCAGACAAUGACUUCUUUGAGUUUUUUAAAGUUCUCAAUUCCGAAGGCUUUUUAAAUAAUAGUUUUCUUUUCUUCAUGAGCGAUCAUGGACAUAGAUUUGACUGGUUUCGGCGAACACUUAUUGGACGCAUUGAAGAUAAAAUGCCAUUAUUUAUUCUGAAAGUACCAGAAAAAUUUAAACGCAAACAUCCAAAAAUUGUAAGUAAUCUUCAACAAAACAGUGAAUACUUAACGUCACCUUUUGACACGCAUGAAACACUUAAAGAUAUUUUGUAUGGUACUUUUAAAUCCCAUCCAAAGACAUCUAGAAGCAACAAUCAAAUUUUCCAACCAAUUAGUUUAUUUGAAGCAAUUUCAAACACAAGAACAUGCGCGCAAGCAGGAAUACCACAACAGUUUUGCGCAUGCUACAAAACAACAGACAUUGAUCCCAAGGAAGCAAUUGUUUCGGAUCUUUCAAAAUACAUGUUAAAAUCUGUCAAUUCAUUGACCGAAAAGUUUCGCAAAAUAUGUGCUAAAUUUAAUUUUCUUACUGUAUUAAAUGUACAAAAACAAAGUCCAUCGGGAUCACUAAAAAUUAAAACGAAUCCAAAACUAUUAGGUUUUCAACUGAAGUAUGAGGAUCCACUUGGAUUAUAUAUUAUUUCAAUGAAAGUUACUCCCAGUGAUGCUAUUUUUGAAGCAAUGGUCAACGUUCGUACUGUGAAUUCUAUGGAGAUACUUGGGGAUAUUUAUCGGAUUAACCGUUAUGGUAAUCAAUCAUUUUGCGUGAACGAAAGGAGCCUGAAACCUUAUUGUUAUUGUAUUUGAUAUUUUUUUAUUAAUAGAUUGAUACUUUUAAUGUGUUUGGAAAUUGAUAUAAUUAAUUCAGUCUCCCUC